GCACUAGUUCAGCUAAAAAGAACAAAUCUUUUUUUGUCGAACAUGGCGUAGAAGAGAAGGGUAGUGUUUAUCGUCUUGGGAUUUAAAGUCAGUUGCUCCAAAAGAGAUUAAUUACGUAAUCUUGAUUUAACAAAUAACAGCCACAUUUUCACAGUAUGGGAGGUCAUGGACACCAUGAACCACCGUACAAAAUACCCAGCCCUGACAUUUAUAAGGUGGAAGAUGUCCCAGAACUGAAACGUGUCCAAGAAGAGUUGGCCAAGAGAGGACUGAGGGAUCCCUGGCUCAGAAAUCAUGUAUGGCGCUACAAAAGGACCAACACACCUGCGAUGCGCGCCCUAAUAACUUUAACCAGAGGCUGGCGAAUUGGUGUACCGGCGUUCCUGAUAACCAUAGCUGUUGAACAAUAUUUUGGAAUCGACUACUCAGGUCAUGGACAUCACGGGGAUGGCCAUCAUGGGGACGGUCAUUAAUGCUCGUUUUAGUUAUUAACGUGGCAAGAAAAAGUAAGAAAUAGUAGAGUGUAAAAGGUAUCCAAAUAAGCUAUGAAAAUAAAUUAUAAAAGUAAUAAUUAUAAUGUAUCAAUUUCAAUAUCUGUUUUAAUUACUGUUAUUCAUUUAUUUUUUAUGGUUACAUUAGGAAUCUCUUAUCCAAUAACGAUUUGUUGCAAACAUUUCUUUUAACAUUGCAUUUAAUGAUUAUUAAGAAGAAUUGCGAUAUGAUAACCGUCGCUAUACAGGCGAAAGUAUAAGAGUUAUAUAACGUCAAAAAGAAGGCGAAUACGGUAAUCUCGAAGGUCAUCAGUAACCAUUCGUUUCCGUGAAGAACUACUUUGUUGAAAGAAUAACUGUUAUCUGCAAAAAUAAAAAUUAGAUUCAUUAAACCGA
Solenopsis invicta (red fire ant) is the source of this 887-nucleotide messenger RNA. RefSeq names its product NADH dehydrogenase [ubiquinone] 1 beta subcomplex subunit 3 (gene ND-B12). The record is from RefSeq and is a predicted model, not a curated record. Gene Ontology annotation, biological process: mitochondrial respiratory chain complex I assembly; electron transport chain. The coding region runs from base 156 to 473 and encodes 105 amino acids. Gene Ontology annotation, cellular component: mitochondrion. The transcript has 2 exons. NCBI's taxonomy places the organism in Eukaryota, Metazoa, Arthropoda, Insecta, Hymenoptera, Formicidae.